Anopheles coustani is the source of this 4047-nucleotide messenger RNA. RefSeq lists its product as uncharacterized. Gene Ontology annotation, molecular function: ATP binding; RNA binding; RNA helicase activity. Lineage: Eukaryota; Metazoa; Arthropoda; Insecta; Diptera; Culicidae. The transcript is spliced from 3 exons. The coding region runs from base 257 to 3682 and encodes 1141 amino acids. Gene Ontology annotation, cellular component: SMN complex. The record is from RefSeq and is a predicted model, not a curated record. Gene Ontology annotation, biological process: spliceosomal snRNP assembly.
AAGCAGUAAAAAUCACGAAAAGGAGACUUUGUCGUCCUUCCCACACAACGGGAACGCAUUGUGGGAUCACUCCGCACGGUGCUCAUCGAGACGAAGCUGCACCAAAAUAGUAAACAAAAGCCUGCCGAAGGAAAGGAAAGAAACCGUCUCCGGAUACUUUCCGGAGUACACCUGCGAAAGAACAGUAUUGGCCACAGCGCCUCAACAAGAACAAUAACAGAUUUCCAAAAAGGAUAACAGACAAAUAAAUCGUCGCAUGAUGGCGGCGCACAACUUGAGUGAUGAAAAAGUGCGCACCGCUGACGUCGCUUUGCACAGCAGCCUACUUUUCGAGCAAAUGCCUCUUUCCGACCCAGUGAAGCAGGCGCUGGCGCGGAACAACUUUAUCCAUCCCUCACCGAUACAGGCCCGUGCCAUUCCGCUGGCACGAUGCGAUUUCGAUCUACUCGUACAAGCUAAAGCCGGCACCGGAAAAACACUCGUCUUUGCCAUCACGAUCGUCGAGUCACACGAUCCGGAGGUGGGCUUCCCGCAGUCUCUCACGAUUGUGCCAACACGCGAAAUCGCCGUGCAGGUCGAGUCCGUGCUCAAUCGGAUCGGGGCGGAGGUGGCCAACUUUAAGGCACGCUCGUUCAUCGGCGGGAUGGAGAUCAGCGUCGAUCGGAAGAAUCUACAGAAUUGCUCGGCCGUCGUCGGGACGCCCGGGCGCAUCCUGCAUCUCAUCAAGAGCAACGUGCUCAACACCUCGUACAUCCGGACGCUGGUCAUGGACGAAGCGGACACCCUGCUGGACGCGAGUAUGCGUGGGGACAUCAACAAAAUCGUUGCCGCCCUGCCCGACAAGCGCCAGACGAUCGUGUGUAGUGCAACUUUUUACAACGACCGUGACCGGGAGUUGCUUCGGUACUUGAAUGAAAAGUUCAUUGGUGUCACGCCAAAACGAGAGGUUCCGCUUCUGUUUGGAAUCAAGCAAUUCGUGCGCGAACUACCGGACGAACCGGACAACAUCAAGGAUCUGCUGGCGAAGGUGGGCGUACUGAACGAAAUCUUUCGUCAGAUCACCUUCACACAGUGUGUGGUGUUUGCGAACACGACCGCCAAGGCGGAAACGUACUGCACCUACCUGAAGAAGGCCGGCUGGCCGACGGAACUGAUCAACGGUGGUAUGGAGCAGCGGUUACGGUUGAAAGCGAUCGACGAUUUCCGCUCGUUCCGGUCGCGCGUCCUCAUCGCCACCAACCUGAUCGCCAGGGGGAUCGAUGUAGAGAACGUCAAUCUGGUGAUCAACGCGGACGUGCCGAGGGAUAAUGCCACCUACUUGCAUCGGAUCGGGCGCGCUGGCCGAUUUGGUACGCGUGGGAUCGCCAUAACGCUCGUGUCGGGAGUGAAGGACAUGGAACGGUUCCGUCGCAUACUGCACGACAUCGGUGGAAACGAGAUGUUUGUGCUUAAGUUUCCUCGCGGUUCGUUGGAGGAUAUCUGGCAGUUUGACAAGUACGGUGACCGGUUCGAGAAGCUAUUCGCGUCGCGAAUGGAGCAAGAGAUACGCGACAAGGAUGCCGAUCAGUUGUUCCUGAAGGCGAUGAAAAUGCUCGACGAUACGGCACAGGCCGGGGGCGAGCAGAAGCAGUCGAAUGGUGACCCGAGUGGUGGUGGUGAGGGUGUGAAGCUUGAUGAUAGCCUUGAGAAGUCUACCUCGGACGAGGAAACGGUAGUCGAGGUCGGAAUGGAAGAAAAUCCCAACGGUUGCCUAGCAAAUGAAAGAGUGGAGGUGAACGGAAAUGGAACGUCCAUGGAUGGGCUUUCGGUGUCAAUGGAAAAGCUUAGCCUCGACCGGGCUCAGCAAACGAACGGCGAUGAGCCGAAGGGCGGCAAAAUACGGCUCGAUUCGUUAAACGGCAACCGGAAGAAGCGCCCCGAACACGACAACGACAAUGAUGAUGAUGAUGAUGAUGACGGCGAGGAAACGGACGACGAUGAUGAUUCGUCCGCACCCAAACCUGGUCCAUCGGGGAAGAUCGCCGGCACCAGUCUGAAGCCAAAGUCGUCCGAUUUCGACGACAUGCUUCUGAUGGUGUCCAGCAUAUGCGGCGAUCGGGGUGGCCUCUCGACACCCGUUCCGGAUCCGCUCCCUGGCGAAGGUGCCAUCGGGACUACUCCGAAUGGGACGGCAAUCGUACGGGCUACACGUGUCGAGACCGAGUCCGACCUGGAAAGCAGCUCCUCGCUAAGCACGAACGUCACGGAGAAGGUGGAGGUUGGGUCGGAUUUUAACGCAUCCAUGUCGCGGUUGAAUCAAAUACCGGAUCCACGCUUCCGGCAGGUCGGUUCGGUCGACUGUUCCGACCUCGAGCACAGCUCGAGCAGCUCGGACAGUGAGUCGAACGGCGGUGCCGACUGUCCGCCGUUCGAGGCGAACAAUGAUGCGCUUUUUGCGAAAAUUAUGGAACAAAAAGAGCUCAGUGUCGAGCAACAGGAACACGCGGUGCAGUUGCACUCGAUCGAUGGCUGCAGUCUGGAGGUGCACGACGACACGAUCAGCGAUCGGGGGCUUUCACGGAAGGGCACCGUGCCGGAUGUGGUCCCGUGCGGGAUUUCACUCGAUCCAUCUCGGCUGCACGGUGGUAAUCGGUCUAUCUGCGGUGGGGAGAUUGGGCUUCGCGGAGGGGGCAGUGGCGUCGGAAGCGGCGGUGGCGUUGGUGCUGGUGGCCAGGACGAUGGCGAAGGAGAGGAGAUCGAGUUGAACUCUAACACGUGUGGCUCGAACCGGGGCUCGAUUUUCGAGGAGGAAGAGGAGGUCGAGGACGUCAUCCAGGCGAACAUCCCCAAGCGACGCAUCCGUUUCCAGCAGCAGGAUUCACUGGAGGUCAACUCAAACACUGUCGGCUCGAACGUUGGCUCCACGCCGGAGCCACCGGAAAUGCUUGAUCAGCUGGAUCAGCAACUGCCAAUCAUUGCGAUCGCGGCGGACCCAAUCAUCGUAGAUCGGGCGCAUCACCACGACGACAUGAUGGAGGACGCCAGUUCCUACUCCUCGUACGACAGCGACGGCUCCAACUCGUCUUUUUUCGACGACGUCGAUCGGGUCUCGGUAACGUCGGCGAAAUCCACGCCCAAAGAGACGGUGGAUGGUGGUGGCAACGACGUGCUCAUGGCGGGUGCGGUCGGAGGAAGCCUCGAGCAGAUCGUCGUCAACUCGAACUCGGUCUCGGUAGCGGCCUCACCGCACCUGUUCGUCCCUAGCGUUCCCACGCCACCGCUCAUCAUAAGCAGCAGCAUCGGACUCGCGGGCGCAGCAGGAAUCCUUGGACCAUCGACCUCGACAAUGGGCACAACGGUUGCACCGGUCCCCAUUUCCCUGCCGCCAACCGUUAGCAUCGUGCAGCCACCCAUACUACUACCGCCGACGGUGGCACCGGAAGAAGCGGAACCAAUCCGCUCACCGACCACCACAUUCACACGUCUCGAAAGCAUCAGGCCAACGGCCGGUGGAUCGGCAACCUACCACCACACACACGCCGCACCCUUACGGCAACGCCCAGUAACCGAUGGGCACGCGACGGCCCUCUACCACCGGGUUUACUCGCUGUGGAGCAAUCAGUACUGGAACCAGCUGACGCAGAUCAACGAUUACGUACGAUUUUCCAGCUACGCCCGGCGCAACACUUACCGAAGUCCGUGAAGCGGCACCAAGAGCCAGUUCCUCCCAGUUUUACCCUUCGUAUCCCAGUGGGUUCGGGCCGCGCAACAAAAAAACAACAAACUAUCCCACAGAAAGGGAAUGGAAACCUACGGCAAAUUUGAAUUUGUGAUCUGAAUGUGAAUUUUCCUCGCCCGGCGAGAAAGGGACACGGGGAAAUGUUGAGCCUGCACCUUACCUUUAUCUUUACUACUUGUAACCACUUGCAAAACGUGAACGCGAAAGCGAAUACUUAGAAUGUAGCUAGAGAGAUAGAUUGCGAGAGAAUGAGAGAGAGAGAGAGAGAGAGAAAAAAAAGAGAAUUAAGCAAUUAAUUGCCAGACAAACUUUAGCAGAAAGCCCAAUUA